AUGACAGACUACACUUACGAGAUCGCAUGGUGGCCCGCAACCGAUGCGCUGAAGAAGGACGUUAACGCGUAUAAGCCUGCCGCGGACAUAGUGGCGAAGCACACGCAUCUUCCAAUCUUUGCGGGCCUCAGCGUCGAGAAGGGCGAUUUCUUCCUUCUCGUUACCUGGGAGAACGCCGCAGCGCACAGCGCGUUCCUCGCGCACCCCGACGCCGCGGCGCUCGCCAAGGACCACCCUGAGCUCUUCCCGCCAGAGGGAGCCGCAGGCGUACUCGGCGUAUGCCACGCCCAUCUUAACGCGGAUCCGCUGUCGGUACUCAGCGCGCCAGUCGUCGAGAACGCGUUCUUGACGCCAAAGGAGAACGAGUCAUUCGAUGAGCUGACGAAGACACUUGUUGGCGUAGAAGCCAAGAGGGCGGAAGGCGGCGGCGGAAAGUACGGGUCUGGGACGAUCGUGGGCACGAUUGAGGAGCGGCCAGAUCAACUCGUUGUGCUUGUUGGGUGGAACAGUGUCGAGGCUCACACGGCAUACAUUGCUCCGGAUGGCCCGGCUGCAGACUUCGUUCCUAAGCUUCGGGAGAAGAUUAAGGGCGUCGAGGUCCACCAUGUAACAUACACCCGCCUAGCGUAG
Peniophora sp. CBMAI 1063 is the source of this 630-nucleotide messenger RNA. Lineage: Eukaryota; Fungi; Basidiomycota; Agaricomycetes; Russulales; Peniophoraceae. The record is from the annotation of a GenBank genome assembly.